AUGAAGACUUUACUAUCGGGAUUAUUAAAAAGUCCACUUCUCCACGUUUUGCUGACUUUCCCACUCAUCCACGGAACACCGUUUGAAUAUAACAUGUUUCAGGGCGAUGCAUACUCUGGCAGUGAGUCAAGACAGAGGAAUAAGAACUGGUGUGCAUAUGUUGUGCACAAAAACGUGAGCUGUGCCGUGGUGGGAGGCACGGAGAGCUUCGUGCAGCCGCAGUUGUUACCGUGUCCGGUGCAACGGCCCAACUGUGCGCAACAAGUGAUACACCAGACCCAUUUUAGGCCCAUGUACAAGAUUGCUUUCAAGACUGUCACAGAGCUGGAGUGGAGAUGCUGCCCAGGGUACCAGGGUCAUGACUGCAAAGACCUGAAAGAUGCACCGCCCCGACGAACAGAGCCGGGGGCUUUGCCACAUGCAGGUUCCUCCUCGGGCCAUAUCUCCGGAUCACACAGUCUGGAACAGCAGACUUGGGGUCAGAGAAACCAUCCCUCGGGAGGGGUGGGUCAACCUGGGGGUCAGACAGGUCACAGGGUGUCAGGGGUUCAGGGAAUGUCUAACACUGUACAGCAUCUGGAGGAGGAGGUACAGCAUCUGUCCCAGAUGGUGCUGGACAUGCAGGCCAGCAUGACAGACAUGUCCUCCAACCUGAGACUGGGCUUGCAAGAGGAUGCCAGCAAAAUGCUGGUCACCCUGCUGAAUAACCACAGACAUCCUGCCAGCGCACGAGGUGGCGAGACCCAUACCAUUCAGCUGCAGGGCCUGUCCUUCGAGCCUGAGGUGACACAUAUGAACGAGGUCAUUACCAAGAUCAACAAGGUCACAGAUGCGCUGGAGUCCAAGAGCAACGCCCUGGAGGACCUCUUGGGUCGGGUUGAACACCACGAUGGACAGCUACGUCUGCUGAUGGAGGCUGCUCAGAGCGCCCCGGCAACACCUCCUCCUCCCGUCUCCCUGGGCAGCGAUGCAGAUCUCCGUGCCUAUGUGGAUGAGAAAAUCCAAGUGCUGAGAGAUGAGCUGAUGGAAGGCAUAGAGAUCAAGAUGGCAGAUCUGAAGCAUUCGUGUGACUAUAAAAUCACAUCUGUUCAGGAGCAGUGUGAGGGGCAAGAGACCAACUACCUCAGCCUGGCUGAGCUCAUGGACUCCAAGGAAGCCGACCUCCGCAAAGAGAUCCUUGACCUCAAGGCCAGUCUGAAUGACUCAAAGAGGGAAGAAAAAGCUCAACCUAGAAACAGUCAGACGUCUGACCCUCUUCUGGCCCAAGUUGAGAACCUCAAGGUCUAUGUGAACUCAUCUGAGCAGAAUGCAGACAUAAAUUGGCUCUUCCUGGAGGAGAAACUGAGGAAAGAAAGGGAAGAAGGACUUACAGACAUGAGGAAAACAUUGGAGGACAGGUUGACCUCUAUGGAAGAUAGAGUCACCUCUGUCUUGUUAGAUAUGACUGCCAAAAACCUCCCUGGGGUUCAUGAAGUAAAUGUGGAUGCUUUACAGAGGGAAAUUAACAUUCAUAAUGGUACUAUUCAGGCCCUGGAGGAUAGACUUAAUGUCUUGGAUCAGCUGUGCUCUAAGGAGUGCAGCUCUAGAUUAACAGUCAUAGAGGGCAUUCAACAAGAGCUCCAGAACUGCCAAAUUGCUAUAGAUGCUGUUCAAAGUAGUCUUGACAGCCCAUCAGGAAACCUGGUAGGAGCAAUGGAGGACUUUGUUCAGGGGCAUCUCCUCAAUUACAGCAGCAGUGUUGGGGAUGCUCACAGUGAAUUGAGUGUCAUCAAAGGACGCAUGGAAAGGUUGGAGGACUCUCUGUCAGAGGUGGGCAGCUCUCUCAGUCUGCAGUCUCAGGUGCUGCAGAGCCUCAAUUCGACCUGUGGUCAGGUUAACCCAGGAGAUGCCCCAGAGGUCAGGGACCUCCUGGUGCAUCACACAGCCCAGCGACAAGAGCUUCGAAACAAGCUGGAGGAGCUUGGCAGGGAGGUGAGAGCCGAGGCUGAGCACUGCACGGAAAAAAUGGAGGAUGUGGGGAAGGAGGUAGUCAAUAUGGAUAGCCGCAUUGCUAAUGUGGAGAGUUUAUGCGGUAAACUGGAGCCGAUCUCAGGAAGUGUACAGAGGAUCAAAGAGGGUUUGAAUAAACAUGUCAAUGGGUUGUGGACUUGCAUCAACCAGAUAAAUGGCACCUUGAGAACUCAUGCCCGAGACAUUGGGGGACUGAAGGGAACCUGUCACAACCUCCAGAACCAUGUCUCUAAUAUCGCCAGAGAUCUUCAGGAUCUAGCUACCAGCGCUCCUAAGUCAGGUGUUCACGUCCGAGCAGAGGACUCAGGCCGACCCUCGACGAUCAAGGACACGUCCCGGGAUUCAACCCCGCUGAAAAGCCGCACUGCACCCAUAGUCCUUCCAAAAGAAGACUCCCUCACUCAGCCACAUGUGAUGGAGACCGGGGAGGCGGGACCCCCGGGUACCAUGACCUCAUCCAGGCACCCCAAAGAAGGGACGGAUGGCAGCAUGAUGCCUGUUAAGGGCUUUGCUGGAGCCCCAGACUUUGAACCCAGCGCACCUUCCUUCCUUCCUGACUGUAUGAUCAUGACUCCUGUGUGUUCAGGUGAGAGGGUGUCGUUCUCCGCUGGCCUGAACCUCCUGCCCUUCCCCGGCGAAGUGGGGAUAAUACGUUUUAAUAAAGUGCUAGUCAACGAUGGAGGACACUAUGACCCUCGCACAGGCAUCUUCACGGCCCCUGCGGACGGCCGCUACCUGCUGAGCGCCGUGCUGACGGCCCAGCGGGGCGAGAGGGUGGAGGCCGUUCUCUCCGUGUCCAGUCGCAGCAUCCAGAAACUGGACACGGCGGGUUUCCCGUCCGGGGCCGCCGCGCAUGCGCUGAGUGAUGACCGGUGCAGCUGCGGCGGCUCGACGUCCCUCAGCCUGGUUGUGGGUCUGAAGCGCGGGGACCGGGUGGGGCUCGUCAUGACGGCCGGGAAACUCGCCAUCUCCGCCUCCCCGGAGGCCCUCUCCACUUUCAGCGCCGCCCUCCUCUACCCCACGCCGUCGACACGAUAGCUGAGCGCAAGACGGCCGUUCAAAGGAACAGAGAGGAAAAAAACAGCGUGUGUUUGAUCAGUUUUGGGUGGCGUGUGGAGAACCUCAGUGGGUGUUUACUGAGGUUAAAAGUGUUGUAAUAAAACAUAUUUAGCACAAAUGGAAAACAGCAACAAAAAAAAAAUAACGAAAG
Molecule: messenger RNA, 3220 nt
Organism: Lampris incognitus (smalleye Pacific opah)
Lineage: Eukaryota; Metazoa; Chordata; Actinopteri; Lampriformes; Lampridae
Gene: emilin2b
Product: elastin microfibril interfacer 2b
Molecular function (GO): protein binding
Source: RefSeq, a predicted model, not a curated record